UCGAAUUUCAAAAAUCUUUCGAAGUUUCAACUCAGAACUUAAGAAGCCAAGGCUUCCGACCAAACAUCCAUAUACAUCCCUUCCAACCAAUCCAAAACUUACAGAAACAGAACUUUCAAGAAGGACCAACAGGUCUUGGACAUAUCCAGAACAUGAGAGCAAUACCAGGAGUAAGAAGUGCCCAGAAUUCUGGAAAUCAAUUUGGGAACCCUUAUAAUGGAAGAAGAAAUUUUGUACUUAUUAAUACUCUACCAGUUUUUGAAAGACAAGCGUCUAGAUUUUUGUUCUAUCCAUCGGGUUCUAGUCAAAAUCAAGGAAAUUUUAGAGGCGUUCAUCAAAAUAUUCAAAAUCCAAAUGCAUUUGGAUUUAACAGUCAAAAUCCAUUCUCACAAUAUCAAAUUGGUCAAAAUGCAAAAUCCAGAAGCGGUCAGAAUAUCUUAAUUCUCAAACCGAAUUUACAACCUCCGGUCAAUGCUCAGAAUUCUUUACUUGCACUUGGGAAUUAUAAUUUUCCAAAACAGUCUUUUAUCAGUUACCAAAACAGUCCAUUUGGGAACUUAGGCCAGAGAGAUCAAAAUCCUUUUAUAAACGUUCAAAAUCAAAAUGUAUAUUCCAAUAUUGGUUCUAAUUUUGCUAAAGGUUCUGGCUAUGGACCACCAAAUCCUUAUAAAGCACCUGAAUCAUUUACAACUAGAACUCUAAGAUUUUUUACUACUACAACAGAAAAUAAAGAAAUAUUCCCGGAUAAAAUAAGGAAAUAUCCAACUGGGGAUAUCGCUCCAUAUAUGGGUAUGGAAGUACCACCAAAACCAGAUGAUGAUGAAAUUAUACCUGAUUUUAGAAGCGCGACAAAGAAACCAGUCAAUGCACCUGCAACUAUCUCGACAAAUGUAGGAACUACCCCUACAACAACUGAAGUUACUACUCCAAUAACCGUUACAACAUUUAUUACGAUGUUAAAUAUUCCAUCAACAACCGAAUCGAUGGUUUUAAGUACACCGUCUACAACAUCAACGACUCCUGAUUUGAAUCGUAAUCAAGAAGAAGAAACUAGCUCAACAACUACAACAAAAGCUAUUUCAGAAGAAACUACUCUUACAACAACAAAACCUGCUACGGAAGAAAGUAGCCUAGCAACAACAACAACAAAAGCUUUAGUAGAAGAAACUAGCCUAGCUGAUACAACUGCAAAAGCUGUUGAAGAAGAAACAACCCCAAAUAAAACAACAACAAAAUCUGUUGUAGCAGAAACUACCCCUACAUCAACAACAAAAGCCGUUGUAGAAGAAACUACCCUAACAACAAUUUCAUCAAAACCUGUUAUAGAAGAAACUAAAUCAAUAACAAAACCUGCUGUGGAAGAAACUACAACAACAAACCUUGUGGUAGAAACUACAACAACAAAGCUUGUUGUAGAAGAAACUCCUCCAACAACAACAGAACCCGUUGUAGAAGAUACUACCCCAACUAACAAAACAAUACGACGUGUUUUAGAAGAAACUACUACAACAACAACACCUGAUGUAGAAGAAACUAUCUCAACUACAGCAAAACUUGAUAUAGGGGAAACUACGACCACAACAACAAAAGAUAUUUUAGAAGAAACUACGACACUAACAAAAUCUGUUGUGGAAGAAAAUACCACAACAAUAAAACCUGUUGUGGAAGAAAAUACUACAACAAUAAAGCCUGUUGUAGAAGAAACUACAACAACAAAGCUUGUUGUACAAGAAACUUCUCCAACAACAACAGAACCCGCUGUAGAAGAUACUACCCCAACUAACAAAACAAUACAACGUGUUUUAGAAGAAACUACUACAACAACAACACCUGUUGUAGAAGAAACUAUCUCAACUACAGCAAAACUUGAUAUAGGGGAAACAACGACCACAACAACAAAAGAUAUUUUAGAAGAAACUACGACACUAACAAAAUCUGUUGUGGAAGAAAAUACCACAACAAUAAAACCUGUUGUGGAAGAAACAACUACAACAAUAAAACCUGUUGUGGAAGAAACUACUAGAACAACAAAGCCUGUUGUAGAAGAAAUCACCCCAACUAACACAACAAUAGCGGUUAUAGAAGAAACUACAACAAAAGCUGAUGUAGAAGAAACUACAACAGCAACCAAACCUGUUAAGAAACUACAACAAAAGCUGAUGUAG
This is a messenger RNA of Leguminivora glycinivorella, 2165 nucleotides long. Its product is annotated as mucin-2-like. The coding region runs from base 153 to 2165 and encodes 670 amino acids. The transcript is spliced from 3 exons. The record is from RefSeq and is a predicted model, not a curated record. NCBI's taxonomy places the organism in Eukaryota, Metazoa, Arthropoda, Insecta, Lepidoptera, Tortricidae.